Messenger RNA from Odontomachus brunneus, 5829 nucleotides. Its product is annotated as alpha-tubulin N-acetyltransferase. The transcript is spliced from 8 exons. Bases 1140 to 2276 code for a protein of 378 amino acids. Gene Ontology annotation, molecular function: tubulin N-acetyltransferase activity. The record is from RefSeq and is a predicted model, not a curated record. Gene Ontology annotation, biological process: alpha-tubulin acetylation. NCBI's taxonomy places the organism in Eukaryota, Metazoa, Arthropoda, Insecta, Hymenoptera, Formicidae. Gene Ontology annotation, cellular component: microtubule.
UCGGCGGUAAACCUCUACCGGCACGGCUCGCAGUUUCGCCAGUUCAACGAGAUCCGGCGCGCGAGUGUUAAAUCGCGGCGUCAUCAUCGUCGCGUUCCGCGUUUUCGCUACGCUCUCGCGAAUGUGCUCGUUCUCAACCAGGGUAAUCUCCCUCGGCUUUCACCGAUUCCUUCGUUCGUCCAUCAACGGCGCCGCCGCGACGGAUCUCGCGACAGCGCGAGAAUCGAAGCACGCGGACAUUUCGAGAGCGCGUUCGAGAGGAACGACAGCUCGCCGCGAGUCGCUCUCCCGCGAAGGCGGUACGACGAGAGGAGACGAGAGAAGAGAGGAAAGGCUAGGCUACGAUAGGAGAGGAGAGGAGAGGGAACGGUGGCAUCCCCGUGUUUCGCGAGCGAAACGUCACGGCUAUCAGUCGCUGAGCGCGAGCCGUGAAGCGAGUUGGUAGUCUCGCGCGCGCACGCGUGCUAUCGAUUCGGCGGAACGCAUUCGCGACGUGUUGUUCGCGUCGCGAGCGAUGCUGGUGACGAGAGUGUGAUCGAUCAUCGGCAGCAGACAUCGCCGGGAAGUAAUCUUCUUCGGGGCCGGUAGUAGGACGUGGCGUAGCUCGGAGCGUAGAUUCGGUGCGUGAGUUCGGAGCGAUCAGGGGAGAGUAGACGAGGGAGAAGAGGACAGACGGACUGACGAUCGUGUCCGGCGUACCCACGUGACAAUCGAAGUGCCGCUCGCGCGCGAAGGUGUCAUUUCGCAAGACUGCAAUAACACACGAGAUUCUGUGCUCACAGGAGCUUCUCUCGCGCGGGAUAGCAAGCGAGAGAAAGAGAGGGAGAGAGAAAGAGGGAGAGAGAAGGAGCGAUACGAUCGAUGUUCACGUGACAAUCAACAACGCGGAGUGAAGUUGUCGCGAGAGGGUGCGCGAACAACGGCCAUAUUCAAGGCGAGCCGUCGCUCCGGGUAGGCAUCGUCGGAAAAACGGUCUCGCGGCCAUCCACCGGGACGUAGGCUGUGUUCGCGCGCCAAAUACGCUAGGACGCGUGGCGACGACGAGGACGACGAGAAGAGGACUGCAGCAGACGAGAACGAGAACGAGUGGACGAGGAGGCGGACGUCCCGAGCGGUAAUAGCGACCCUGUCACACCGAGAUGGAGUUCAAGUUCAACGUAAAUAAACUCUUGCCCAGGAAGAUCAACAAGGUCACGCACAAUCUGGUGCCGGAAGACUUCAAAGGCGAUCGGCGCGAGCUGAACGAAUGUCAGAGACUGCUGAGCAGAAUACUGGACGACAUGGGCGAGGCAUCGGCGAGGGCUCAAGGCCUCAACAAACCCAUCACCAGCGCCCUUAAGCUCCGUGACACGGAUCACACGGUCUAUCUGCUCGUGGAUAACGAGGCGAACAACGGUCUGGGUUGCGUGGUGGGCCUGCUAAAGACGGGAUCGAAGAAUCUGUUUCUGUUCGACGAGACGGGAGUGCAUUAUCAGCUGCAGGCGAGAUGCAUCUUGGACUUCUACGUGCACGAGUCGCGACAACGCAUGGGCCUGGGCAAUAUCCUUUAUCAGCACAUGUUGUCCGAGGAGAACAUCAGGCCGGUGAAAUUAGCUAUCGACCGACCGUCGGAGAAGUUUCUGGCUUUCCUGCGCAAGUACUACGGACUAUCGAAGAUCGUUCCUCAGAAUAAUAAAUUCGUCGUCUUCGAGGGAUUCUUCGAUGAUGAGAGUCGAGAUAUGAGGAGCAACCGAUACAGUCUACCUCCCAGAAUGAACUUGGACGACGGAACGUCGAGCAGCAACAACAACAAUAACAACAAUAGCAUUAACGGCGCCAGGUUCAACGGGGACCCGUAUGUGCCGUCCGUUUCGCGCGGCACGUUCGGCAGAUACGCCGCGGCGCGACCGCCCUGUUCCAUGGCAAAUAUAAUCCAUAACACAGCGAUGCUUGGUCAAUCAGCCGAGCGCACCGGCGACGAGAGUAACAGCGCGUCGUCGCCACCGCAACAAUUGCAGCAGCCUCCGCUGCCGCCGCCGCCACCAGCUCCGCUGAAGCUGGAACGACCACGUUCCUUGAGUCUCUAUUCCGAAGAGGAACAGAAGCAACGCAGUAUCGAGAUGACCACCGUGCCGACGCCCGCCGUACCGGACAAUCAGCCGUUUGUUCCGAUCCUGUUAGAGACAGAGAAGACGGAGAAGAACGUGAAGCCGUCGCCGUCGUGCGGCCAAGAGGUCACCGGUACCAAUCAACACGGACACCUAGACCUCAAGUUCUACCAUUCGCCUUUGUGGUGAAAUUCCUCGUCCGACAUUCCUCUUUCAAGCUGCUACUCAUUUCACGAACGGAUCGGACCAAGUCGAGUUAGCAUUAAACACGGUUGACGCGAUUUUCUUUUCCUCGCUGUAGGUAGAAGUGCAAAUCUAGAGAAAUAUGAGAGACUAACUCAGCGCUAACUCAGGAUAGAGACACUUGCGGCCCGCGGAUCAGUCCACGCUGCCGCGAUCCGAGUCGGAGGAUGCAUUGUCACGUCUCAAUUUCGACGCUCUUCUCGCUGUGAGAGGAAGCAACGACAUUCCGCACCCUACGAGGAAUUGAAUGUAGAUUGAAGGGAAUUAACGAGGAGUCAGAUUCGUUGCAGACUCUGUUUCUAUGUUUCCUUGUGCUUAUAAUAGCAGAAUCGUUCCUGUAAUUCUCUCUGUGGAAGAGAAUCCGCGUAAUGACAACGUUUUUUCCCCAGAUAGCACCCAAAUAGCAAGAUGAUGUCAAAUUAUGUAGUAAUUAUAUCAUUAAUGUUAAAAACGCCAUUAAUGUAUCAUUAAAAUGUCACUUGACAUUAUCAUGUUUGCUGGACUAAAAUAUCUUUUAAAUAUCUCAGAGACAGCUGAAAAUAUUUCUGCUUCUUUAAAUGUCUCUGAGACGUAUUUAUAAUAUUUACGCUAUCUGGGUCGUUAAAGAAACUGAAUUGUCAGUUCCUCGUUAUUUUACGAAAAUUAACGCGCUUGCAAUCAAAAACACAGAAGAAAUACAGAAAAGCUAUCAAACAGAAAGACAUUCAAAGCUUCUUAUUCUUGAUUUCGAAGAUUUGAUAAUUACUUCGCCACGGAUCGAAUAUCCGCGUUGAUACUUUUUAAUCUUGGAUGAAUGCGUAUGUGUGUGUGCGUGUGUGUGCGUGUGCGGAUAAACUUAUAUAGUAGAGUAUAUUUGGCAUGUGGUUGGAAUGGAUCACAAAUUCAUAUCUAUUCGAGGAAUAAAUUAAUAAAUAUGAAUAAAAAGCCAGCGCGAAGAAACACGACGAAUAUCGAUAAAUUGUUGCCGCAUUUUCAGAGAGGAAAUACAGUCACCCUCUAAAUAUAGAGGAUAGUUCUAGAUUAUCCUGUUAUGAAGGGACCUCGUGUAGCAACAUAAGCUUUUGUGGCUUUUACAAUUUUAUGUCGAGACAACAGUUAUUUUCUUUUUUUUUUUUAAUAAAAUGUAGAUUUUGUAGAAACGUAUAAGAGAGAGAAAGAGAAGGAGAGCUGAUAAGGUGUACCAGAUCUGUCUAUGUAUUUUCGUCAGGAAAAUUUAUCGCGUUUAUUCGACCAAUUUAUAUGUCAUCGAUAGAAUUUAAGUUAACAAGUAUGUACGAUAAUUUAUAAACGCGGAAACAGUGACAUAAUAAUGUAGACACAAUUGUCACUUUACUGUACAGAGUGUGUACGAAUUCGUAGGGAAGUGCACUCAAGCGCAUGCGCGGCGCUACUCCUUGUAAAUCGAAAUAAUUUAUUUAUUUAUUUAUUUAUUUGUAUUCAAUGUGUCGGGUAAAUGAAAACUACUGCAUGUCAUGCGGUAUUUCCGCGUAUGUACAAUGUCUUCGCUUCGAAUCGAUAUGACUGAUAUACUUGUUAAACAGUGCACAUGUAAUACGUAGGCAUAAAACGCUUUUACGUACACAAAACACUGAUCAAUAUUAUAAUAUGCAUGAAAAUUAGUCUCUAGUUAUUAUAUCGAUAUCGUAGAGCCAGCACACACACUACGAGUAGAAUUGAGACGUACGAAUACAUUAGCAUACAUUUGCAUUCAAUAAAAGACUGUCGUAAAAUCUGUCGUAAAAUUAAAACGCACAGUAUAUCAUGUGUGAGUGUAUAACAUCAAAAGAUUCAUUAACAUUUCAGGAUGUACAAUCCAAAUAGCGGGACAUUCUGCAAAGAUUACAAGGACUACUAUUAAAGAAAUGGAUCAAUGUGGACGGAUAAGUUUUUUGUCGGGGUCCCAAUAACUUGCAAAUGUUCCAUAAAUAUAAUGUAAUGAGAUUGAUAAUUAAUUGGUGCAUGUAGGGGUACAAUAAGUUUAGACAAACAAUCAGGCAGCGAUAUCUGUGUCACACUUCAUAGCUGAACAAGUUUUAUAUAAUAAUCAAUUUUUAGAGAGAAAAAAGCGGUAGGCGUGCAUUGUUCCGAAAAAAAUAUACCGAAAUGUAAAAAGUAGGACAAUUGUCCAAAAAGUCAUAAUAUCGAAAUUUGAGUACCGAUAUAAUUGCUCAAAAUACGAUUUUACCAAAACAUUAGUAGCAUACAAUUUGUUCUCGAAAAGUUAUAUUAUUGAAAUCCGAAUACCGAAACAAAUUACCGAAAUGUAGGAAACAUACCAUUUUCUCAAGAAAUCACAAUAACGAAUCGCAGAAACAAUAUAUCCAUGGAGUAUAUUGAAAGUACAUAUAAUAUGACGUAAAACAAUAUUCAAGUUAUAUACAGAUAUAGACAGUAUGCUGAAAAGUACAAAGUGUUGUCAUCACCAUAUUUUAAAAUGUAGAAUAUUUUUGACAUCAAGGUAAAAGGAGACCAAUUUUUAUUUUCAUUACUUAAUAGUGUUAGUUGGGUGUGUAUAUGUGUAUGUGCGCGUAUGUGUGUGUACAAGAUGCUAUUAUAAUAUUUGAAAAAAUUAAGAAAGAUUGCUUGAAACUAAGACGCAGUCUAAAAAUAUUAUUUCCACUAUUAUUUAAAAUAUUAUUUCUCGCGAUUCUCGAUAAAUCAAAUGACAUCAGCAAGAUUCUCUAUUUAUAAAAAAUUACGAACGAACAGUUUGAUUAAUGGAAGAUACCAUCGCACGAUAUAUCAUAGUCAUGAAUCAAGUCGAAAAACGACAAUGACCUCUGGAUAUAUUUAUAAAUAUGAAUACAUAUCUUCUCUCUUUUCCCGUUGGUGUUGAAAACUAUGUACUUUUUAGCAUGCUAUAUAUAUAUAACUUAAAGGUAAAAUAAGGCUUCACACCAUUACAUACAUUUUCAAAAUACUUUAUGAAUGUUUUGUUUGCGUAUUUUGUUAUUAUGGCCUUUUGGGAAAAUUGAGUGCUUCCAAUAUUUCAGCGAUUUGUCUCCGUAUUCGAAUUUCGGUAACUUUUCGAGCAAAUUGUAUACUACCAUACUUCGGUAAAAUUGUAUUUCGACCGAUUGUCUCGGUAUGCGAAUUUCGGUAUUAUAACACUUUUCGGACAAAUUAUUUCCGUUCUAAAAUUUCGGGACAAUGCAUAUCCAUCAAAAGAGCGAUACACGAACAACUUCAUAAACGAAAAGACAACUCCGAUAAUAUAACGUUAAAAAUAAAAAUAUCUUUGUCCUUUAUUCGAAUAAAGAAGAAAUAAAUAGAUAAAGAUAAAGAAAAACGUUCGUUUAUUUUAUAAUAUUCAACGAAUUUACAAAAUUAUAUUUGUUAUAAUUUUCCUUAAGUUAUAUAUUUUCUAUCCGUUUAAAUCUUUCACUUUUACCAAAUCGUAUAAAAUCACUGUCAUGUAUAUAAUACAUAUAUAUAUAUAUAUAUAUUACAUGAUAGAGAAUAAAUACAUAAAUAUACCAAUAAAAUAUUACCAAUAAAA